Molecule: messenger RNA, 4007 nt
Organism: Rhipicephalus sanguineus (brown dog tick)
Lineage: Eukaryota; Metazoa; Arthropoda; Arachnida; Ixodida; Ixodidae
Product: putative Polycomb group protein ASXL2
Exons: 15
Coding region: 134-2887 (917 amino acids)
Biological process (GO): positive regulation of transcription by RNA polymerase II; animal organ morphogenesis
Cellular component (GO): PR-DUB complex
Molecular function (GO): DNA binding; chromatin binding
Source: RefSeq, a predicted model, not a curated record
CUGCGGCAAAGCGGAUGUCACGUGACUUUGUUGUCCACAUCUGAACAUGGCGAUGUUUACGUUAUCGCACUAAUCAAGCCGUGCGGAAGCAGUAGCGUCCAAUUCUCGCGUGUGGCCGUAGUGCUGGAGCGCUAUGCAGCAAGAGCCCGUGAGAGACAGACCAGUCAAGAAGAAAAAAAUCCGGGCAUGGACCGAAGCGGCACGAAUUGUGUUGGAGCUACACCCCCAGACUCCGAUGUCUCACAAGGAGAUCUUCUCUGAAAUCUGCACCCGAGGGCUAAAGGAUGCGAGCAGCCCAGCCGCCUUGGCCUGCCUGAAUGCGAUGCUGCAUGCUCACUCCAGGGGACCAGAGGCUCUCUUCUACCGCGUGUUUGGAGCAGCAAGUGUCUUUGGUCUCAAGACUGACAUUCCGGGAAGCGCGGUCAGCUUGGAGGCGGACGAGGAUUCCGGACCAGAGACAGAAGACGCCAGUGUAGUCAACUGCGUGCGUGACCACAAGAAAGCCAAAGUUUUGUAUGUGAAGCUGCCUGCAGGCUUUCGUACACCAAAGGGUCUGAGCAUGGACAUCAUGGCCAAUGGCGAGAGCCUGCCCAACCAACAGCCCAUUCCAAAUGGCAUAUGUUCCUCUGUGCCACUGGACCGAGAGCCACUUCGUCACUCUGUGCGGCAGCAGAGGCGUCCAGUCUGCUACACAGAUGACUCGAUUGAACGUCGCACAUUGGCGUCUGCUGUGCAGGCAUCUCGAAGCUCAGCUCGCGUUGCUGCAAAGUGCAAUGCGCAAUUGGUGGCUAACGACCGUCCCCAGACGACACGCGAAAUUCUUGCGUCCUUACCUGGUGUCAAGCCUCACAAACGUUCGUCACGGAAGCUCAGCAUGACUGCUCAGAUUGCGGAGACCCGGAGAGGCUUAGUGGACCUAGAAACACCCGAUUCCAUAUUGGUCAACACUAACAUCAAGGACCUACUGACUCGACAUACUAUGGCGUCUCUGCCGACAUCGUACCAGUGCCGCCUGGCCAGCCUGCUUCCAGCGGUAGAUUGUUGGCAGGACGCGGGCACAGUGCGCCUGAGCAGCAGUGCUCUGAGCAAUGAGUUCUUUGCCCGUGCCUGCCAGGAAUGGCGGGAGCGGCUGGCCGAUGGCGAGCUUACCCACGAGAGCCAGGUGCGGCUGCGAGCCGAACAGGACCGGGCCAGCCUUGAUCCCUGGAAAGGGCGCCACUUUGAGCACGUCUGGGGACACAGGUUACCCUCUGAAGAGCGUGUGGCUUCCCUGAACUUGGCCACUGGCAUACCCUUGGCGGCACCCCUGGCCAACCGCAGAGCAGGGCGACCGCUACGCAGGCCUCACAGACCCGGAAACAGUACUAGCCCUGUAUCGAGGAAUCGGUGUGGCCAUCCAGUUCGAGGCAAUUCUCUCAAGCGGCCCACGAAUGCAGCUCGUGUGAAGGACGAGUCCUUGGCUAAGCGGUUCAAAGAGCUCCCUGCUGACGCUGCUCUCAGCACGAUGCCACAAGAGAGGUUAGAGGACGAGCCUGCGGAUGCCACCCAGCUGACGUUACAGCAGAUAUCGCAUGCUGAAGCCGAGAAGGGCGACCAAGAGGCAGUGUUGACUGUUGAUGUCAUUGAGGAUCCUUGCCCUCUUGGCCUGUCAACAAUGGAAGAAGUGGUGCAAGAAGAAACUCCCUCACUGUUUCCCGAAUCUGAUGAAUCGUCACUCCAGCCUUGCAGAGAGGAGCAACUUGCUGUCCCAGAUAUUGUUUCAAGCACAUUGGCACAGCCACUGGAGGCACCAGAGUGCGUUAUUGCAGCGGCUGGUGAAUGUACUGUACCUUGUGAGGAUGAAGGUGGCGAACCACUUUCAGCAGAGCAGCUCUUGCUUAGGGUGUAUGAUGACAAGUCUGAGGAGGCAUCUCCAGCUCCAGCAUCUGAAGGUUGUGCCAACCUUGUCGAGGAAGCCGCGGUAGAAGAGGACACCAUGGUCGAAACCGAGGUGGAAGUUGAAGAUGCUUCGCACGAGGUCGUGUCCCAGCCGCUCGGCCCCAUAACACAGGCACCCGAGGCAACAACCGAGGUCAUCCUGACGACUGAGGUACCACCAGUGGUGGGUGCCGAGGAAGAAGUGGUCUUCCUGUCCUCACCAGUGGAUCACAGUACUGUGGUUGUGACCACGGAAGAAGACGAACCAAUGGACAGGGACCUGAUGGCAGCCAACAAUAUGCUGCUGUUGCGGGAGGAAAGGCGAGACGAUCACGCUCUCCUGAACAACAUGGUAGAGCACAACAACGUCCCUGACCAGGUGGCUCUGGAGGUUAUGGCACAAGAGGAGCCUGCCCUAGAAGCUGUGGCUGAAGUGGUUGAAGUUGAGGAAGUCCCACUUGAGCUAGACAUGGUAGAACCUUCACCACCUCUAGUGUUCCAGGCUCUGGUCAGGCCGAGCUCCCGGAGUGCCACGCCCGAACCAGCAAUGCUCCUCCACAGCGCACAGCCACUGGUCGUCGUCACUCGCCCAUCGAGCGCGCCUGUCACCGUGCCCGAGAGUGCUCUCCUGAAAACUGCAGCGCGAAAGUCGCUGAGCUGCCGAGACCUGUUGGCCCUUCAGCAGCAGGUGUCGUCAUCGGCAGCUUCGCAAACGGGCAUAGCGUCACAAGUGUGUGUGUCGAUCGAGCAGGCGGGCGGUGGCGUGGCGCUCGUUCCUAUCAUGGUAUCUGGAAAUGGCCGCCGGCGAGGGGGCCACGGUGGAGACGGUACUAGGUGUGGCGGCAGCAGCGAAGCCGGUGCUUGUGCUUGCAGUCUGAGGCCCAUGGCAGUGUGUCGCAAGUGUGGUGCAUUUUGUCACGACGGAUGCAUAGGUCCUUCCCACCUGUGCGUUACCUGCCUCAUACGGUGACAGAAUGCGUUAUGCGUUGUUUUUGUCAAGGAGAGACUGGUAAAUUGUGCCCAAAGGAUGAACAGCAAGACUGGCUAUGGUGGCGGUGCACACACUGAUUGUGACUAAAUGUGCAACACCAGUGCUAGUGAUCAUGUCCCACCGCAGGUCUCCCGACCCUGCCUGUGAAUAACAGUUAGGACGUCCUUUGUACUUGACCCAUCAUGGGUUGCAUUGUUUGUCUUACCACGUAACUCGCUGCGUUGACUUUUCACCUGUCAAUUCUUAUUUUUUUCCUUCUGGUGCAGGAUGCCUGACGCCUAGUAUUUAUUCAAGCUGAAUUUUGUUUGCACUGUCCAAGCGCAACAAAUGAUGACUUGCAGCUUCCAUAAACAGCAUUGUUGCUGUCUCUACGAAGCUGAUAACGGAUGCAAAGAGAUGCAAAUUGUGUUGGGCGAAGCAUUAGCUGCUUCCCUCUUUCUGUGUGAGGUGGUCGAGAAGAGUGCCAGGUUCCCUUCCUGGGACGUGCGGGCUGCUCAGUUUUCGAGGACCCCUGUGGUUGCCAAAGUUUUUAAAUGUUGUUUUCCAGCAUGUCUGUCACCAUGCUGGUGUGGUAUCAGAAAAAAAAGCGAGCUUGUAAGAGCAGUUUGUGAGAUCAUGCGCCUAGUAGUUAGGGAUUGUCUACAUUUUGUGCGUAGUCUUUCCUUCAAACCAUUGCUGGCAUGUUUGGAAGCAAGAAAUGAUGCGAUGGAUGCAUGGACCACGUUUAUUUUCAUUUCCUUUCAACUUUGGGUGGCUCAUCUGUACAUGUUUCGAAAGUAGCUGGGAUGGAUGUUGUGAGAAAGAAUAUUUAUUUGUCUUGGUUCCUGAAGUGUAAAUUGGGGCUUAAGGUAUUCAGGGAUGGAACUGACUCAAGUGUAGGCAGUUGCUUGAGGAAGGUUCUCAAGUGUGCGUGUUCAAGACUCACUAGAGUGAAAUGUUGCGUGAAAUGCUUGUUGCAUAAAGUUACCUCUAGUAUAUAAAUAUAUAUAUACAUAUAUAUAUAUUAUACAUAGUCCAGCUAUGCUGGGUCUUCAGUUUGGCUACUUCUGAUACACAGGCUUUUUUUCUCAUUGUAAAUAAAUAUUUCCAGUUCGCUAAA